CUGGGUCCGCCCCUGCCGGCGACGCAACAUCCUUGUAUUCUUCCAUCUGAACUGGGACACCACGUUCUCUUUUGCAUCCUACGCUCGCGGCCUCUUCACUGGCAGUUCAGUCAGAUGGGUCUCCCCUGCCAUCUUCUCCUAUGAUAUUUAUAAAUAUUGAUGGACCUUUUUGAAUUAUUGUUGUCAUUCGCAGUGACCAUACAAUCAAAUCCUACUCAAUUUUGUAUGUGAAGAGAAUCUGCUUAUGAAAGACGCGCCGGUGUCGUGCUGCUUUUGGAGUGAACUGGGAUACGGAAUUGCUUUUGCUGCUGAUUGGCGGUUUUUCCUCUGAUUUCCACAACGCCCUCACUGGUUUACCGACUGCUUCCGUUUUUUGGUCGAACCGUCCGGUCCGGUUUCAAAAACAUUGUUUAAUUUGGAAAUCUUACGGUCAUCUACAGAGUUGAGAAAUUUGCGGGCAUUUUAACGCUGAUUAAUUCAGUCAAGUCAAUUCAAGCUCAGGCGGUGGGUGUUUGCAAAUUUACACACGAACCCCUGAGUUUUCUAUAUAUAAUAGACUGCUCAUCUGCAUUUCAAUUCCAGUGGAUGUCGGUUUCGCAAAGACUCUUCUUCAUCUCUGCUCGUAAUUUUUGCUGUCGUUCUCCAGCUCUCUUUCCUGCUGGGAACUCCCUUUAUCUUCUCCAUUUUUCAAGUUCAUCGUUUUUUGUAUCAACCAUGCCUCGUAAACAGCGAAAAGGUGCUUCUAAAGAACACGUGUGGAUAGAGAAGCCUAAUUCCGAUAGGCCAUCUAUCUCGUCCUCAUUGACCGAAGGUAUCUCAAAUGAAAAUGCUGAAGUUAUCGCCAAUAAACUUAACAUGUUAAGGGUUGCGGAAAGCAGUGGCCAAUCUGCUGUUGCAGUACCGGCUCUACAGCUUGGGAGUAGUGGGUUGAUGAACCAUGCUCCUGUUCAGGGCCAGAAAGCAAUAUGGAAGCCCAAGGCAUAUGGAACUGCAAGUGGAGCCACUACAGUAAAAGUUGAUGAAGCUCCAGAUGGUCAAACUACAGUGCUGGAUAAUGGAACUCAGACAGCAUCAAGUGGGAAACAUGAUGCUGUUCUGAGCAAGUUGUUCAAGGGAAAUUUAUUGGAAAAUUUUACUGUGGAUAGCACCACAUAUUCACUUGCACAAAUUAGAGCCACAUUUUAUCCAAAAUUUGAAAACGAGAAGUCUGAUCAAGAGAUAAGAACACGAAUGAUAGAAAUGGUUUCCAGGGGCUUAGCUACAUUGGAGGUCUCACUUAAGCAUUCUGGAUCCCUUUUCAUGUAUGCUGGACAUGAGGGUGGAGCAUAUGCCAAGAACAGCUAUGGGAACAUUUAUACUGCUGUUGGCGUCUUUGUACUUGGACGUAUGUUUCGUGAGGCAUGGGGUUCACAAGCCAGCAAGAAGCAAUCUGAGUUCAACGAGUUCCUUGAGCAAAACCGCAUGUGCAUAUCAAUGGAGCUGGUUACUGCUGUAUUAGGAGACCACGGGCAACGUCCUCAAGACGAUUAUGUGGUUGUGACUGCCGUCACAGAAUUGGGUUCUGGAAAACCGAAGUUCUAUUCGACACCCAAUGUUAUCGCUUUCUGUAGGAAAUGGCGGCUGCCAACGAACCACGUGUGGCUAUUCUCUACAAGGAAGUCCGUGACAUCAUUUUUUGUGGCUUAUGAUGCCCUCUGUGAAGAAGGAACUGCUACUCCUGUGUGCAAAGCUCUCGAUGAAGUUGCAGAUAUAUCUGUACCAGGAUCAAAAGAUCAUAUAAGGGUGCAGGGUGAAAUCUUGGAGGGUCUAGUGGCUCGCAUAGUAAGCCAUGAGAGCUCAAAACAUAUUGAACAAAUUUUGAGAGACUUCCCUCCACCGCAAUUAGAGGGAGCUGACCAGGAUUUGGGACCUAGCCUGAGGGAGAUAUGCACAGCAAAUAGAACUGAUGAGAAACAGCAAAUAAAGGCACUUCUUGAGUGCGUUGGGACAUCUCUCUGCCCAAAUUAUAUGGAUUGGUUUGGGAAUGAAGCCUCUGAUUCUCAUUCAAGAAAUGCAGAUCGAUCUGUAGUAUCAAAAUUUUUGCAAGCGCGUCCAGCAGAUUAUUCCACCACCAAACUGCAGGAAAUGGUUCGUUUGAUGAGGGAAAAGCGAUUUCCUGCUGCUUUUAAGUGUUAUCACAACUUUCAGAAGAUACACUGUGUUUCAAGUGAUAAUCUUCAUUUCAAGAUGGUAAUUCAUGUACACAGUGACUCAGCCUUUCGCCGGUACCAGAAAGAGAUGAGGUUCAAGCCAGAAUUGUGGCCUCUAUAUCGAGGGUUUUUCGUCGAUCUAAACUUAUUCAAGGCUAGUAAGGAGAGAGCUGCAGAAUUUGCCAAGGAAACUGAUGCUGUAUUUAAAACUUUGAAUGAAAGCAAUGGUGCAUCUGGAAAAGAUGGUUUAGCUGAUGAAGAUGCAAACCUGAUGAUCAAGUUGAAAUUUCUUACAUAUAAGGUAUGUGUGCUUCAGAGGCUAACUUAUGAAAUGGUUUGGCUCCUACUCGACCUUUUGUUUUUCAACAAACUAACCAUAUGCAUGCUGCAAUGCAAACUCUUGCCCUUUAGGAUCCUCCCUUUUCUUAUGAAUUCUGUUAUUAUACAAUUAGAAUAUUACUGGAAAGCUACAAAUCAUAAGGGUAAGUCUUCAGAGAGUUGCAUUGAUUUCUUUAUAACCUCUCCAUAUCCAUUAUUUGGUCAUUCUAGGCAAAUGAAGAUAUGGAAUACAUCAACUGCAAAGCAAAGGGAGCUCAGCAAGAUGCUCGAUGAAUGGGCUGUAUUCAUACGAAGAAAAUAUGGACAUAAACAGCUGUCAUCAUCAAUAUACCUUAGCGAAGCCGAGCCUUUCCUUGAACAGUAUGCAAAGCGCAGUCCACAAAAUCAAGCUCUGAUAGGAUCUGCUGGAAGUUCAGUGAGAGCUGAAGAUUUCUUGGCUAUUGUCGAGGCCGGGAGAGAUGAAGAGGGUGAUCUCGAGCCAGAAACAGAAAUGAAACAUUCAAGUCCAAUCCCCUCUGUGAAGGAAGCUAUUAGGAAAGAUGAGGGUCUCAUUGUCUUCUUUCCGGGAAUACCUGGUUGUGCUAAGUCCGCACUUUGCAAAGAGAUAUUAAGCGCCCCUGGUGGACUUGGUGAUGAUCGUCCUGUCCGUUCCUUGAUGGGUGAUCUUAUCAAAGGAAAAUAUUGGGCGAAGGUUGCUGAAGAACGCCGAAGAAACCCCUUUUCAAUUCUGUUGGCAGACAAAAAUGCACCCAACGAAGAAGUUUGGAGACAGAUUGAGGACAUGUGUCGCAGCACCAAAGCAUUUGCAAUACCUGUAGUACCUGAUUCAGAAGGGACUGAAUCAAAUCCAUUCUCUCUUGAUGCACUUGCUGUUUUCAUAUUUCGAGUACUUCACCGUGUUAAUCAUCCGGGGAAUCUUGACAAGUCAUCUCCAAAUGCUGGUUAUGUGUUGCUAAUGUUCUACCAUCUUUAUGAUGGCAAGAGUCGCAAGGAGUUUGAGACUGAGCUUAUUGAAAGGUUUGGCUCACUUGUGAAGAUGCCUUUACUAAAAUCUGACAGGUCUCCAUUGCCUGAAAAUUUGAGAUCUACUUUGGAGGAGGGAAUAAACCUUUACAAUCUUCACACUAACAGACACGGAAGACUGGAUUCCACAAAAGGCUCAUAUGCGAAGGAGUGGGCUAAAUGGGAAAAGAAAUUGCGCGAGACCUUUCAAGAGAAUGCUGAAUAUCUUAAUUCUAUACAGGUCCCGUUUGAAUUUGCUGUUGAAAAGGUUCUGGAACAAAUUAAGUCAAUUGCAAAAGGGGAGUAUACGCCUCCUAGUACUGAGAGGCGGAAUUUUGGAACCAAAAUUUUUGCUGCCAUCACGCUGCCUGUUUUAGAAAUUCAUCGUCUCCUUGACAAUUUAAGUGGGAAGGAUCCUCGGGCCGAAGCUUUCCUUAAAAACCAGAAUUUGAAGAGCACUCUUGCAAAGGCUCAUCUGACACUUGCUCAUAAGAGAAGUCAUGGUGUAGCUGCUUUAGCGAGUUAUGCUUCGCAUCUUAACCAGCAAGUCCCAGUUGGGAUGACAGCGCUAUUAUUCUCUGAUAAAUUGGCUGCAUUGGAAGCUGAACCUGGCUCAGUUGAUGGGGAGAAAAUAAGUUCAAAGAACGAAUGGCCCCAUGUCACAUUAUGGACUGCUGAAGGAAUUCCAGCCAAAGAAGCGAAUACGUUGCCCCAUCUGCACACACAAGGAAUGGCUACUCGCAUCGAGAUCAACCCACCUAUCCUAAUAACAGGAAAACUAGAAUUUUAUUGAGCUCCUUGUUGCCUUCUGUUCUGGUAGUUUGGGUGUGACACAAUUUUGUUUUAUCGUGUAGAGUACUACGAGUUGAGAACAAUUUUGUAACAUACGAUUUAUUUGUUUAUUUUGAUCGGGUAAAUAAAUUGUACUUAUCAAAA
This is a messenger RNA of Olea europaea var. sylvestris, 4466 nucleotides long. Its product is annotated as tRNA ligase 1. NCBI's taxonomy places the organism in Eukaryota, Viridiplantae, Streptophyta, Magnoliopsida, Lamiales, Oleaceae. The transcript is spliced from 27 exons. The record is from RefSeq and is a predicted model, not a curated record. Gene Ontology annotation, molecular function: RNA ligase (ATP) activity. The coding region runs from base 586 to 4323 and encodes 1245 amino acids. Gene Ontology annotation, biological process: tRNA splicing, via endonucleolytic cleavage and ligation.